Molecule: messenger RNA, 2535 nt
Organism: Ipomoea nil (Japanese morning glory)
Lineage: Eukaryota; Viridiplantae; Streptophyta; Magnoliopsida; Solanales; Convolvulaceae
Product: collagen alpha-1(I) chain-like
Exons: 2
Source: RefSeq, a predicted model, not a curated record
AUGAGGAGACGAAAGGGAAGAGAGGAAGAAGGCCGAAGGGAGGCGAGAGGGCAGGGCGAGAAGGAGGAGAGGAAAAAAGGCCAGCAGGACGCGGACCGGGACAGAGCGCAGAAGGCGCGGGGCGGCAGCCCAAGGGGAGGCGGGGGGGCCGCCAGGAAGCGGCGAAGGAGGCCAACGCCAAAAGAAAGAGCGGGCCGGGGGCCACCAGAGACCGCAAACGCCCAAGGAAGCGGGGAGAAGCGGGAACAGGCACAGGCGGACCACACGCAGCGGGGGACACCGGGAACGGGGCAGCGAACGGAGGGGAAACGGGGGGGGAGGGGCCAGGGGGAACGGGGGCAAAAGAGCAGCAGCAGACGGCGGCGGGGAAAGAAAGAGGCCACCAGCCAGCGGAACAACCGCAAGGCCAAGAAAGGAAGACAGAAGGCCCAGAGCAGGGCAGGGCAAACCGCGGAAGGAGGGCCGCCCGGAAGGCGGAGAGGAGCGGCAAGGGGGGCCAGGAAAAACCAGAGCAGCAACAGACAGACAGAGGAGAACAAGAGCACCAGAAGCCGGGCAGGGGACAGACAAAGGGGGGCAGGAGGACAGCGCAGAAAACCACGGGCAACAAAAGAGGAGGCAAGGCAACCAGACCACGCCCGAGGCGCGGGCGGGAAGCCAGACAAGGCGGGGCGCAACCGGGACACGGGAGGGGCCGCCCCGGGCGGCAGAAAGCCGGCAGGGGGCGCAACAGAGAGGGCGGCGGCAAGAAAACCAGGCAAAAAAGCAGACGGGACAGCCAGGGGAGGCAAGGGCCAAGCAGGGGGAGCAGCAAGAGAAAGAACCAGGCGAACGGGAGCAAGGCGACGGACAGGAGCAAAAACCGCAAAAGAAGCAAGACCGGGGGGCGGCGGGGAACCCGGGGCGACGAACCGGGCCGGAAAACGGGCAAGGGCGCCAGGGGACGGGGACGGCGGGCGGGAAACCCACGGCACGCCAAGGGGCGGCGGGCCAGGAGGGAAAGCGGGGAACGCCCAGGGACCAGGCGGGCAAGGGCACGGAGCGCCGCAGCCAGCGCCGGAAGCCAAGGAGGGGCGGGAGCAGCCGCCGCAAAAGGGAAAGGAGCACAAGCGGCAAAGAGAGCAAAGGGAACAAGCGCGGCAGCAGACAGGGCAGGAGCAGGACCCAAAACAGAAGCGGGCAAGCGAGCGGGGAAGGGGCGCGCGCGCGGAGAGCGGCGAACGGACGACGCGGGCGGGGAAGGAGACGGGACAGGAGCGGGAAGCGGGGGCGCGGCAACAAGAGGGGCAACAAGCAGGAAGAACAACGGAACGGGCAGCGGGAGCGAACCAAGCCCAGGCACCAGAGGCAGCAAAAGGGACAGCACGACGGAGAACAACCGGGGAGGGGCAGGAGGGGAGAGGGGAGAAGCCGGGGAAGCGGCACGAGAACCAAGGAAGAGGCACGGCGCACCGGGAGCAGCCAACGGCGGGCGCAAGGGAGCGGGCACAGGGGCAGAGGCCAAACAGCCAAAAACCGGGAGAGAGGGGAGAGAGGGGGGGCGCCCACGCCAAGCGGCGGCGGGGGCGGAGCACGGACACGCGGAGGGGGACACCGAGGCAACACAGAGACAGCACAAGCAACAGCGGCGGCCCAAAAAGGCGGAGGCAGAGCGGGGAGGGCAACAGGCACCGCACCAGAGCCAGGAGAGACCGAGGCGGCCGCGCAGCCACGCCGGGGGGGGGGGAGGGGAGCGAGCGGGCAGGGGGGGCGGAAGACCCGGCGGCGGCAGAAAAGGAGCACAAGCAAGAGAGGCGGGACCGCGAGCAGGGCGCAAGAGGGGAAGGCAGAACCACGGGGCGGGGCAACAAAAGCCGGAAAGGGGGGAAAACAGCACAGGCGGCAGACGGGGGCGGCAGAAAGGAAACCCAGGGGGGCCGACGGAAAGCAGCAAGGAAAGGAAGAAAGGACGGACAACCGCCAGGGGAGGGAACCGCCAACGAACACAGGGCGGAGGGAACAAGCGCCAACGGGGGGGAGCGCGCCGGGACGGGCCCACGGGAAAGGGAGCGCGAGGCGGCGGCCCAAGCACACAAAGCGCACAGAGACGAGCAGGGACAGGCACAACAGGGAAAGCAGAAACAAGGGCCGGGCGCGCAAGAGAGGGGAAGCCAGAGAAAGGAAAAGGCCCAAACCGCAGAGGCCAGAACCAAGGAGCAGCACAAACGGCAGAAGGAAAGCAAGCAAGGAGAGGAGGCGGAAGGGGCAAAGGAAAGAGGCGAGGGGGGACAGAGGGACCGGGGCAAGCAAAACGCCGGGAGCAGCGGCAAGGGGACAACACCCCGGAGCAAGAGGGAGCGGAGAGCCGGGGGCGGACAACGGACCCAGACGCAACAAAGGGGGGGGAGGGCAGGAACAGAGAACACAGCGGAGAGAAAAGGGGGAGGACCAGCCGGCAACGGAAGAGAGAGGGGACCGGGGCCCAAAAGGGGCACCGGGGACGGAGGGCCAAAGGGCACGGCAGACCGGACGGAGGCAGCCAGGGCAGAAAACAAG